Achroia grisella is the source of this 1740-nucleotide messenger RNA. RefSeq lists its product as uncharacterized. NCBI's taxonomy places the organism in Eukaryota, Metazoa, Arthropoda, Insecta, Lepidoptera, Pyralidae. The transcript has 3 exons. Bases 36 to 1184 code for a protein of 382 amino acids. The record is from RefSeq and is a predicted model, not a curated record.
ACUAAUUUACUAUUUGUUUCAGUAAUCUAUGAAAAAUGAGUUACAUUCAAAACACAUGGUUCUCCAAGAAGGAUGUGCUUGAAGACUUGUCCAGGAUAGGAAUCGCAAACUUGGAGGACAGUUAUAUUCUGACCGGACAGAGACCACCGCCCACGUGUAGAGAGGUUAUUGAUGAUGAAGAAUUCGAACUGCGAUUCAAUGGGACAGUCCACAACGGAUUAGUCUACGAGAGCGUGGAACCAGACCUGAAGGGAAUCACAGAUUAUUUACGGAUGGUCGAUGAUGUCGAGUGCAGCCCGCGAGAUUCUCCGACCGAGGUCAUUACAAUUAGUAAAUUAAAUCCCAAUGUUAGAGAAUUUAUACCAAAUACUUCAAAGGCUAGUGAACCAAAAACUAGAAAUGCCGAAAACAACACCAACAACAUCGAGACGACAGCUGAAAUUAUAGAUAACGGGGUUGACUUAACGAAAUUAAAGCAACAAGAAAUCAAUGACAUUGCUGAGAAACUAAGAGAUAAAGUUAGCAAUUCAUCAAGAGCAGAUACUUCACAACAAAAGAAAGAGAGAAAUGUAGCCAUAGCAGCUCUGUUAAAACUCUAUUCAGCAAAGCCGAAAACAAAAACACCAUCCACAUUUGAAGAACGUAAAGAAGAUGAACCGUUGAAACUUGUGACGCCUGAUUUCUUUAUAGGAAAUAAAAUCAUUGAACAUUCUAGUAAUACAGUGUGUGAACAAGACUUGUGUAAAACUUCUCUUAGUGACAGUGUACAUGAACAGACUAGUUCAAGUGAUGCUUUAGAGUCAUGCUCAUCAACAUCCUAUACCAUAGACUCUAGUGUCCAAGAGUCUAUAGACAAAGUUAAUAAUUGGUUUGGUGAUACAAAAUGUUCCUCAAAAAAAGCCCCCGCUAUAUCAUUAGAGCCACCAGUAUUUAAAAGAAAAGAACCCAGAAGCAUAAAGUCUAGUUGUGAUGGUAGACAGAGAUAUAAUGGGAACAGUCAAAAUGGUCAUUACAAGCCAUCGAAAUAUGCGGACGAUCUCUGCAAGAUGUAUACAAAGAGAACUGAAGAGAGAGAAACCGCCAGACAAGACAUUUGGACUAAGGUGCAGGCUGAAUUAAAGGCCAAGGAUGAAAUAUUAAUUAGAAAAAAAAUGGAGGAAGAUACUACAGAUGACAAUAUUUAAAUUAAUUCUAUAGCUCCUAAGUGCCAAUCUAAGAGCUUGUGUUAUAGGUACUAGACGACUGAUAGAAAUACUUUAAUGUAUUUUUUAUGUAAAUACAUACAUAAUAUAAGUAGAAACAAACAAUCGUUAUGAAUGGAAAUGUUUGAUUUGUGCAAGGAGUCGAACCCGCGACCGUUGGAAGUAAGGCGGUAUCAAUCCACUAGACUACUGAGUCUUAUAAUAUAAUGAUUUGUCGGCGAUUUAUAUAUUUAUAAUUACUGAGUUUUGUGGGCUAAUUAUGUAACUUCGUUCGCAACGAUUUUCGUAUGUAACGUAGUGAAAAUGACGUCAUCUGUCAAUAAUGCGAUCAUAUAGACGCCAUUUGACGCUGUCAACUAGCAUUGCAACGUAAACGCAACUUUCCAUAUCGAUAAAAAUUAUUUCUAUCGAAUGUAGAUUUAGUAACCUCGUUGCAACGUCACGUAAUCGCUAUUUUGCCGAAAUGACAGCGUGGAAUUGAAACGGUUUUUACAUUAUGAGAAACAAUUUAGAAGGUGUUUCUUUUGGUUACAAUCUU